UGUGUAACAGUCGAACGAACGCGGGCGCGUGCAAUUUCUGAAUUCAUUGUUGUGGUGUGACAUACGGCUUAACCGACACAUUGCGCUGCUGUUGGAGAGUCCGUUUGAAAAUUCAAAAUGCUGCUCAGGCUGCUGUCCAUAUAUGGGUGCCUCAAUAUGGCCUCGGCCGGAUAUGUUUCCGUGCAGUUGCCCUACAUGAAUCCUGCAGGUAUCAAUUACGUUAGUGGCCAAACUCACCUUCAGUCCGGUUUGGUGGCCGGACCAGUAGCUGCGGCCAGAUAUCCCGCUACCGUAAGCCACCAUGGUGUUCAAGUUGUAGGCAGUCCAUCGUAUUAUUCGUACAACUUACCGAAUCCUUUGUAUGGCUAUGGCGCUGGACAUGUGACUCCUGUGGUGUAUGGAGCAGCUUCUAAGCCUUCGGUUGUUACUGUAGCUCAUCAACCAGUACAGCCAGUUCAUACCGUUCAAUCCGUGCACCCUGUUACAGUAGCACAUCAGCCUGUGCACCCUGUCGUUACUCAAGUACACACAGCAACUGUGCAACCGGUUCACGUUCAAACUGCAACCGCGAUACCAGUUCACUAUCCUGUUUCAACAAUUGCAACUCCUGUUUCGACCACUUUCACUAAAGUUUACACUAGAGAGGAAGACUCAGUUUCAACGCAUACUGAAUCCCCACUUCCGGUGAUAAAAUCAAGACGAUACAAAGUCCGACGUCCAGCUAUCCAGAAUCACUUCUACGACAUUGAGGAACGAGUUAUCAUACGGCCAGUUGGCAGUGCAUUGGUAGAGCUCGAGCAACCCAUUUCCAAAACGGAAACUGGUGUCAAGACGCAUGUUGUACAAUCUUCUUCGGAACCCGGUAUCCAUGAUGUUGGUCAGGGACAUUUCGUUACAACAAAAACAAGUGUAACGCCUAAACCUCCAUUCAUCAUUUAUCAACAAACACCGGUCCACCAGGUUCCAGUUGUGACACCAAGCAUCGUAACAACGAAAACAAGUGUAACUCCAAAACCUCCGUUCAUUAUCUAUCACCAAACACCGGUUCAUCAGGUUCCAGUUGUAACACCAAACCCGGUCAUCGUACACGCAAGUAACACUGGACACGUUUUGCAUCAACCGGUUCCGGUAGUUCCACAAGUUCAAACGCCUGUCUACGUAAAUCACGCUCAUCCUGUCUACGUUCACGUGGACAACGUCCCCACUAAUACAGCUGUUUCUACGGUUAAACCAGUUUAUGCUUCCACUGUUCCAACCACUUCAUACCCUACGACAACGGAAAGCAGCUACGAUUACGAUGAUAGCGUAGUCGUUGAAGCACGAAGCGGUGAUCGUACGGUGCAUGAAGUAACAUCAACAGAAGGGCCAGCUAAACUGUACUCUGCAAACAAUACAAGAAGUCAACAAUCGCUGAAACCAACACGAUGCGAUGAAGUGUUAUUAGAUGAGCUACCGAACCGAGGAGAUAUUACAAUCACAUAUGCUACUAGAGCUACCCAUCAAAAUCAAGAGUACGAAAACGAAAACAUUACUGACAGUACAGAUUCUACCGAGGAACCUGCUAUUCCAUCUAGUACUUCGAAUUCGUUGAAUGUUGAAUCAAAGACCACCUCAAAUGUAAGCACUCAAUCACAGGAAAUCAAAGUUGAAACUCGCCAACAAACGAAAUCCAAAUCCAACAUCGAAUUCAGUGAUGAAGUUUCCGACCGCAUUAUAAUUUCCAACAACGGAUCCCCUGAAGAGGCCCGCUCCAAUCAGGAACAAUUCAUUCGGCUUCUUUCGGAACGCGAUUCGAUCUCCGAGGUAGGAUUGGGGCCUAAAGGAGAAACUUCCAGCAGUCUUAUCAACGCCUACGUGCGAAGUCGAGUUCUUUUGGCAACACCCGCUCCCCUGGGCUCGAAAGAAUCCAGCCGGACAGUCAACAUCCGGCGAAUCAUCGUCUCGCGGCCAGUAGAAACGGAACAAGAAGUCGAGGUGCGAGAACAAGCUUACCCAUCCUACGGCUUCGGGCAUCAAGUUGCUUCCAGCACUGAACAAGUUCCCGUCUACACCCCUUCGAAGCCGCCGGCUUUCGCUGACGACGACAGUAAGUGAGUUUGGCCGUUUAACUUAUAGUAUAAUAAAGUUUUGUUAUUGAAAGCA
This is a messenger RNA of Uranotaenia lowii, 2142 nucleotides long. Its product is annotated as mucin-2. The transcript is spliced from 2 exons. Lineage: Eukaryota; Metazoa; Arthropoda; Insecta; Diptera; Culicidae. The coding region runs from base 118 to 2094 and encodes 658 amino acids. The record is from RefSeq and is a predicted model, not a curated record.